AUGGAAUCUCACGGAUUUACGUCGUCUGACAAAGUCAACGAGACCUUAGAUGACAUUCAGGAAAUGUUGGACGUCAGUAAUGAAAUAAGCGCUGCCUUCGAUCAGCUCUCGCCUACUACGACAGUAGCGGACGCAGAGCUAGAAGAUGAGUUGAACACACUGAUGGCCGAAUCAUUGCCUGCAAGGUUGCCAGUGCCAGAAAUGUCCCUUCCAAGCGUGCCGUCGGAACCAUUGGAGGAAAUGGACGAAAUCACCGCCCGAUUGACAAGACUUCGACAACGUGUACAACCAACGCAGUAA
Molecule: messenger RNA, 300 nt
Organism: Soboliphyme baturini
Lineage: Eukaryota; Metazoa; Nematoda; Enoplea; Dioctophymatida; Soboliphymatidae
Source: the annotation of a GenBank genome assembly